Messenger RNA from Drosophila rhopaloa, 2668 nucleotides. RefSeq names its product monocarboxylate transporter 13 (gene hrm). The coding region runs from base 296 to 2272 and encodes 658 amino acids. Lineage: Eukaryota; Metazoa; Arthropoda; Insecta; Diptera; Drosophilidae. The record is from RefSeq and is a predicted model, not a curated record. The transcript is spliced from 5 exons. Gene Ontology annotation, biological process: transmembrane transport; monocarboxylic acid transport. Gene Ontology annotation, molecular function: monocarboxylic acid transmembrane transporter activity.
GGCCCGGCCCUGGUCACACUGGUUCAAGCGUGUGAAAAAACAACGGACGGUCUUUCGUUUUUCGCGUUUUGUUUUUGUAUAUAUUUUGAACGAAAUAAGUAAAUAAAAUUAGGAUAAAAUAGGGUCAUGUAAAUAGUAUAUUUUUGUAAAAGCACGUUUCCACUCGAAGCCGAUUAUUGAUUAUAUUAAGGUCGGAUGUAAAUAACCGAACGCCAAUUGUCAUGUAAUAUUGCAAACAAUUUAAAUAAAAAAAAUUAAAUUCGUGCUUCCUUGCAAAAUAUAAGAUACCAAGACCAUGCGUAAGGAAAAUUUUAUAAGCACACAAAAUGCCAAGCCAGUAAACAACAAAGAUAAUAAAUUAAAUGGAUCUACAAAUGAAACUAAAAAUAAAGCAGUAAGUUUACUCAACAAGAAAGAUGACAGAGAAUAUGACCUUGUUCCGCCUGAUGGCGGCUGGGGCUGGCUGGUGCUACUGGGUUCGUGCUUGACAAACAUUCUUAUCCCCGGUACCAUCAAAAGUUUCGGAGUAUUAUUUUCGGAAUUUACUGAGGCUUUUAACUCUUCACCCACAAAGGCUGCAUGGAUACCGGCGCUGUGCUAUUUUCUUUACAGUUCGUUAGGUCCCGUUUCAAGCAUAUUGUCUGUAAAGUACUCGUAUCGUACAGUCACCCUUCUUGGUGGGGCCUCUGCAUCACUAGGAAUGAUACUUUCCUUUUGGGCAUCAUCUAUUGAGUACUUGUAUAUCAGCUAUGGCGUUCUGGUGGGAAUUGGGGCUGGUCUCUCUUUUCCACCCACAGUCUAUAUUGUGACGUCGUACUUUGCAAAGCUACGCGGCUUGGCUAAUGGCUUGUGCAUCUCAGGCAGCGCGUUGGGCAGCAUUAUUCUUCCGCCCCUUCUCCGCUGGCUACUAGAGACCUACGGCUACCACGGUUCCUGUCUAAUCAUGGGUGGCAUCACUCUAAACGUAUUUGUAGCUGCGCUUUUCUAUGAGCCUGUUGAGCAGCACAUGAUACGAGUACGGCGUGCACGUCAGUCCUUAGAGGACAUUCCCGAAGAGGAAGAUAUUGGCAUCGUAAUGAAGUUCGAGAAUGUCGACGAGUCCGCCUCAAACAAUGAGCAGGCAGAGAAACAGUUGUUACCUUUCAAUACCCCUCCAUCACCUCUGUAUCUUCCGGAGGAUGAGAAGCUACAGUUUGUACGGAGCGCUUCCGCAGCGGUUGUCCAAAGCUACUCAAAGCCUGGAGACGAGUUUCAGCCUCGAUCUCGUAAGAUUAGUACACCAGUGAGGCUACCCCAACGGAAUCAGACAUUUACACCUGGCCAGUUAAAUUCACAGUCUUCCUUGUACGCUGUACCAGAGGACCGAUCAAGCUCGAACAAGCUUACUUUAAGGAACUCGUCAAAGUCGCGGUUAUCCAAGCGCUCCCCCUCAACCAGCAGUUUUUUAUACGUCAGCACACCAUACCAUGGCAGCACACUGUCAUUCCAGCCGAAGGAAUUCUCCUCCCACUUGUCUCUUCGUUCAAUGACUAGUAGUGGAACGGGCGUUGCAGGCGGUUCGACCGGACCAGACGGAUCACAGACUGAUGUUGCAACCAGGAGCAAAGCGCUACCUUCACAACGAUUGAAGUUUUUUGAUCUCAGCCUGUUAAAAGACCCGAUGUACUUGGUCAUAUUAAUCUCGAAUUCGACGAAUGCAAUCAGUUACACAAACUUUAUCAUUUUGCUGCCCAGUUUUGGAGAAGCCAGGGGCUUCAACAAAUCAUUAUCUGCGUAUCUGCUUUCAGUUGUUUCAGCCACUGACCUAAUUGGACGUAUUGGUGGGUCAGCACUUUCCGACAUGGGAUAUAUACCUAAGACCUGGUACUUUGUUGGCGGCUUGUCAAUUUCAGGUCUUUCCCUUGCGUUUUUACCUUUUGCAUGGUCAUACAGUUCGGUUUGCUUCUGGUGCGCACUUUUUGGGCUCGCUUCAGGAAUUUACGUGGGAAUUACUGCCGUAAUCAUGGCAGACAUGCUUGGCACAGAACGACUUACGUCAUCUUAUGGUAUAAGCCUUUUCGUUAAUGGCUUGCUUCAGUUGGUUGGACCCCCACUAUGUAACUAUUGGUUUGAGGCGGUCAAUGAUUAUAAUCCUCUCUUCCACGCUCUUGGUUUGACGCUGUUGGCCGGAGCCAGUCUUUGGAGCUUCAUGCCUUGGAUUAAUCGACGCAAAGCAAAAACGGAAGAGCAACUAGAGGCACAAAUUGAUGAAGAGGCUGUCCAUAUCCACUAAUCGGGCGAAAACUCUUGUAUCAAACGACGUACAAUAACAACUAGAUUUUAGGCUUUAAAUUGCGUACAAACAAAGAUAUAGUUAAGUGUACAUGCUGUAAACGGCCAAAAUUAUGCAGGCGCAUCAAAGUUUUGGAAACUGUUAAUUUGUUUCUUUCAGCUGCUUUUUUUUGUAUUACUGGUUAGUCGUCACUAUUACAUUAUAUAAUACUACAAUUAUUAUUUACUUAAUACCAAUACUAUGAUGGCCUAGACCGCAUAAAAAUUAAAAGGAAUCCAAUGAGAGUUGAUAAAAAGUAACGAUUUUAUAACUAUUUUUUCUAUAAAUAUGCCAAAACAAAAUAAACGAAAAAUAAAACAAAAAAAUCUGCAAAAAUAAAAAUACACCGAAAAAGAA